Penicillium salamii is the source of this 1206-nucleotide messenger RNA. The record is from the annotation of a GenBank genome assembly. Lineage: Eukaryota; Fungi; Ascomycota; Eurotiomycetes; Eurotiales; Aspergillaceae.
AUGCCGUCCCCGGUGUCCGUGGUCUGCGUGGGCAUGGCAGGCUCUGGAAAGACUACUUUCAUGCAGAGAAUCAACUCCCAUCUCCACGAAAAGAACACUGUUCCAUAUGUCCUCAACCUGGACCCCGCAGUGCACUCGGUGCCUUUCGACAGCAACAUCGACAUCCGUGAUUCGAUCAACUACAAAGAAGUCAUGAAGCAAUACAAUCUGGGCCCUAAUGGAGGCAUUUUGACAUCGUUGAAUCUGUUCGCCACAAAGGUCGACCAAAUCAUCUCUCUGUUGGAGAAGCGCACAGCCCCGAACCCCGAAAACCCUUCCGCAAAGCCAAUCGAACAUAUCCUGGUGGACACACCCGGUCAAAUCGAAGUUUUCGUCUGGAGUGCAUCCGGUAGCAUCCUUCUUGAGACCCUUGCAUCAUCCUUCCCCACGGUCAUUGCCUACGUUAUCGAUACACCCCGCGCGAGCUCUACUAGCACGUUUAUGAGUAACAUGCUUUACGCUUGCAGUAUCUUGUACAAGACUAAACUUCCCAUGAUCUUGGUCUUUAACAAGACCGAUGUCAAGGAUGCCGAGUUUGCCAAGGAAUGGAUGACCGACUUUGAUGCAUUCCAGCAGGCUUUGCGAGAGGAGGAAGAGUCCGGUGCAUUUGGAACAGAAGGCGGUGCCGGUGGCUUUGGCUCUGGCAGUGGAUAUAUGGGUUCCCUUCUGAACAGCAUGAGUCUGAUGCUGGAAGAGUUCUACCGCCACCUGAGCAUUGUCGGUGUUAGUUCGAUGACUGGCGACGGUAUUGACGAGUUCUUCGAGGCAGUUGAGACCAAACGACAGGAGUUCGAGCGCGAUUACAAGCCCGAAUUGGAGCGCAAGAAGAAAGAGCGGGAAGAACAGAAAGAAUCUCAGCGGGAGCUCGAGCUAGGAAAGCUCAUGAAAGACAUGAGUGUUUCUGGUUCAAGCAGACCCCCCAAGCCCACUCGUGCCGAGCCAGAGACUGUCAGUGAGGCUGAAGAUGAAGAAGAUGAGAUUAUCAAACGCGGUCUGGCCGAUGGGGAAGAUGACAGCGACUACGAGGACUACGUGGGCCCCCAUGCUGGCGAUGACGAGGGUCUCGCCGAACGUUACAAGGAGGCUCUCGCAGGUAGCCAGAGUGCUCCCACAGACCAGGAUAACAGCUUCACCAGAUAUCUCCGCGCAAGCAAUAUGCAACAGUGA